AUGGAGUGCAUUACAACUACGAAGUAUGCCCUGGCUUUAAAUGGUGGAGUAUAUGGAGAGAUAAAAGGGAAAAGAGGGCUGCAGCAAGGGGAACCAAUAUCCCCGUUGAUUUUUGUGAUUUGUAUGAAAUAUUUCUCAAGGAUUAUGGAUUGGAUGGCUGAUCAUGAGGGAUUUGCAUUCCACACCAAGUGCAGAAGUCUGAGACUUAACCAUCUUUGCUUCGCAGAUGAUAUGCUUCUAUUCUGCAAAGGAGAAUUUAAAUCAGUGGUGCUUAUGCUGCGUGGAUUGAAGACUUUCUCAUUUGCAUCUGGAUUGUGUACAAAUGCUAGCAAAUCAAGUAUUUUCUUUGUAAAUAUAAAUUCGCAGGUGCUUGAGAAUCUAAAAGAGUUAACUGGUUAUAAUACUGGUUCAUUGCCUUUUAAAUAUUUAGGGGUCCCAAUAUCAACAAUAAAGCUCUCAUCAAUGGACUGUGAAGUUUUGUUGGACAAGAUGACCAGCCGAAUCAAAACAUGGGGGACCAGGAAUCUAUCCUAUGCAGGUCAGCUUGGAGGCACUCCAUCUGGUACUUCAGAUCCACCCACACCAGUGCAUUCAGCAUUACUUGAUCCUCAGCCAGGGGAUAGAGAUGAUUAUGGGAGGAUUUAUCUCAUUCCAUUUGCGAUAGGGUUCAGGCCGAAUGCUAAAGUUGGAUAA
Capsicum annuum is the source of this 693-nucleotide messenger RNA. RefSeq lists its product as uncharacterized. NCBI's taxonomy places the organism in Eukaryota, Viridiplantae, Streptophyta, Magnoliopsida, Solanales, Solanaceae. Bases 1 to 693 code for a protein of 230 amino acids. The transcript is spliced from 3 exons. The record is from RefSeq and is a predicted model, not a curated record.